UUGUUGUUCACAUUGUCAUUUCUCAACUUCCGCCCUGCCCAAACCUUGCUAAGUUUGUAUUGUUUGGACCAUUUCUUCUCAAGAGACACGCAAUUUGAUGUCGAUAAUGACAGCACCCAAGAGGGGCAGUGUGGGGGGGGGAUGAGCUGAACAACAUUUCAAUGCCAUAAAUUGACAAGUAAAUUAUUGUGAAGGAAAAUGUCAGAUUACAAGGACAUCAUUUGUAAGCCGGAAACCCUCAACUGGUUUAAGGCGGCUUUGGGUAUGAAAAUCACACGUGACUGCCUGCUUGAUAUUGUCAAGGGGGUAAUUAAGGAAUGUUAUGACAACAUCCGUAUAGAGAUCGAGAAACAGCGAAAAGGUGUUUUAAGGAGCAUUGUCUGUAAAACUUGUUCAACUGCAAAUGUCCUGCCCUGUAACCCCGAAAAUAAAUGCUGCAAUCACGGAAAAUGUGUUUUUCACAAAACUGACAAGACACAAAAGUGCCCUAAUAAAUUAUGCCAUAAAAUUUGCGAACAAAUUGUAAAACAACACAGAUUUCGCAAUCAUUACCGGUUGGAAAGCUGGAAAGGUCCAACGUGGAUAAACACGGAUGCCACUUUAUGGUGCUAUGAUCCUUGGCAGAUUGCGAAGUGUUAUCUGUCAAAAGAUGGGUACAAGGACAUAAACAACGCUGAAGAGACCGACUUCGCUGGAAUCAUAAAUGUCAUUAUCAACUGUGAAUACUUUCAAAAGUAUUUCAAAGACGAUCUGACGCCUUUCAAUAAAGAUCGGACGCCUAAGAAAAAUGUGGCCACUAAGGCGAGAGAUGUAAGGAAUGAAGUAUGCCAUUCUCCCGAAAUCUCCAUGACAGGCAACGCCAGUGACAGAGCCAUCGACACUCUAGUAGCGUUGUUGCAGAGUCUGAAACAUGUCGAUCACCAGGCCACAUUGAAGACGACAGUUGACAAGUUAACACAGCUGAAGGAUGGAAUGCUAGCAAUUACUACUGAAGAUGUCACAGCCACCUUUGAGCACUUGAAAGAAAAUUUGAUUGCAAAAAUAAAAGAAGCUCUUGAAAAUGAUAAGGAUAAACUUGUAAAAGAAAUGGUCGAUGCUUUAAAUGAACACAAAAGUAAAGCUCUUGAAACAAUACAAACGAAAGGAAAUGACGUCCUUGAAACGGUACAAAGGAAAGGAGAUGAUGUACUUAAAACGGUACAAAGUAAAGGAGAUGACAUAAUUGAAGCGGUACAAAGUAAAGGAGGUUACAUACUUCAAACGGUACAAAGUAAAGGAAAUAAUGUACUAGACACAGUGCAAAUGAAAGGAGAUAAUGUACUUAAAACGGUACAAGGUAAAGUAGAUGAUGUACUUGAAAUGGUACAAAGUAAAGGAGAUGACGUAGUCGAAAAGGUACAAAGAAAAGAAGUUCAAAUACUUGAAAUGGUUCAAAGGAAAGGAGAUGAUGUACUUGAAACGGUUAAGUGUAAAGGAGAUGAUAUACUUGAAACGGUACGAAGGAAAGGAAGUGAUGUACUCGAAACAAUUCGAAGGCAGAAAGAAAGUACAUUAACCGAAAUUCAGGCGCGGUUAAUCGAACAGUACCGGGCAAUAUGUGUUGUGCCGGUGUCCAUGCUGGAUCCUGACAUAGAUGUAUCUUUGGAACGGAUCUACGUUCCCCCGUCCAUCAAGGCACUUAAGAGAGGCCAGGACGACAUACAUGGCGGGAGUGAGAUGGACGAGUCUUCAACGAUGAAAUCAGACGUGAAUUGCUACAAAGAGUUGCUGCAUCGUGACGGGAAUCCGGUUAAUACAAUUUAUAUCCAAGGUGAUCCAGGUUGUGGUAAAACUACGUUUUUAACAAAACUGGUUCUUGAUUGGUGUAAUGCCCAUUCCGAAAAUGGUGCCAGUACUAAGAAAAAAAGAAAAGUCACUACCAGAGGAAAGGCAUCAAACCGAACAGGUUUCAGCGAUCUUGACACUUUGCGAGACUACAAAUUUCUGUUUUUUGUGUCAUUACGUGAUUACAGUGGAACCAUGUGUAACGUCAGCCAGAUGGUCGAGGAAGCCAUACAAAGCAACAAACUACCUUGGGAUGACAGUGUCUGGGAAGAUAAAUGUAUUGUUCUGACAGACGCCGCAGACGAAUGGUACCACCCUGACCCAUCGAAAUCUAACUCAGCGUGCAAGUGUAAAGAUCGAAGUAUGCCACAGUUUUUACAAAGAAAUAACAUUACAAACAUUAUAACCGCACGCCCCUGGAAACUUGCCAACCUCAAAAUGAGCGAUACGUCAACUCGUAUAUUCCAAAUUUCGGGGGUUUUGGACUACAAAACCUUGGCGGAAAAUGUCAUUAAUGUUUUAGCUGAGAAAGACGGUAUUUCGCAAAAGGCUCAACAAAGCAAAUUGUAUGAUUUCUUGAAGAAACUAGAGAAUAAAAACAUGGGAAAUCUCAUGACAAUACCAGCUAUUUGUGUGCAGCUCGUUCAUCAGUAUUACGUUGGACGUUUAAUGGAAGAUUCACUAUGCUCUAUAUACAUGAAUAUGCUAGAUAUGCACAUAGCCAAUGGGUUGCACAAACUUCAAAUUGAAGAUUUUGACACUGAAGAAAUUUGCGUUAAAGAAAUAGAACACAUAUUUGAAACAGGAAAAAACGAGUAUAUGUCGGCUAAUGGGUCGCUAAUUCGCUCUGCAUGUGCACUAGCGUUUAAGACACUAACAGACUCUAGUAAAGAAUCGUCGCUAGUCUUUGCGGAAAACACAAUGACAAACCACAUGACAAAAACACAAGUUGAUUACUUACUUCAGACAGGGAUUAUCACAAAGAAAAAAUCGUUGGCGCUUAGCCAGCAAAAGAAUAUUCCAUACAUGUUCGUACACAAAACUAUUCAGGAGUUUCUAGCAUCGAUGCAUAUUGCAAUUAAUCAGACGGAUAUUGAAGACAUCCUGAAAGACAUACAGAGGGUGUAUUGUGAUGGUGAGUCUAUUCUGGACAUUGGACAGUUAUUUAUCUUCACGUGUGGAAUGUGUGUUCCAGUGGCUGAAAGAAUGUCAAAGCACAUGAUGGAUGUCAUAACAAGCGACAUGAAAAGCAAGCUGCUUUCUAUUUCAGACAUGGAGAUGAAUCUAUUUUCCACGCCUUAUUUAGCACAAAGAAUUUUAUUGGGUGGCUUUAUUGAAAGGUUGGCGAAUAAACAGCCGUGCUUACAACUGACACUCACUCAUAUAUCACUUGAUGAUUAUAGAAGUCCUACCAUCAAGGAAAUCGAUGCUUUAAAUACGUUAAUAGAUAUGAACAUCUCAAACAUCACAAGCAUGGAUGCAUUUUUCUUUUACAAUUAUCAACAGGAAUUAUUAAAUCGUGUACAGGAAAUUAUUUCGCAAUCGAGAGAAUCACUGUCGUAUCUGCGGCUUAUACACCUGGGUGAAUUAGACCUACCAUUAGACCUACAGGGUCUUAAGCUCAAGAGCUUAUCAUGUACUGGAGGUACCGUUUUAAGUAAUUUAGACUGCACCUAUAUGCGUUCGUGUUCUAUAUAUUAUCAAACACCAUUAACAGAGAGGCGCAUCUUACAAUCGAUGUCCUUCACUGGUAAAAACAUUACACAUCUACAUCUGAGUUGGUUUGAAUCAAUUGACCUUCUCUGUGCAGCUCUUCCAAACCUGACUAGUCUACACAUGCUUAAAUUACUCUACACACGCUUAACAAAUCAUGCGGUUACACUGCUGUCCUCUCUUCCUGAAUCGAUCAGAAAGGUAGUUUAUCGAGACAGCAAUGUUUCCGCUCAAGAUGUAAAGUCAAUGGUGGUAUGGUCAAAAUCACGGGACGCGUGUGUGCGUUGUGUAUUGUUGGACUGUGAUAUACCUGCCAAUGAGACGGAUAUUUGUAACUGGAUGAAACAGCAGGACGGCAUUGAUAUUACACAAUGUGAAUUCAAAGACUAUGACAUAUCAGCACGACAUUUAAGCCUACUUAAAGAUCUCUAUAAAAUUUCUAUUUCCUGGAGCACCAUUUUAUCAAAGUGACAAUUAUCAAACAAGUUGUCACAGAUUCAAGACGAAAGGAGAGUGACAUAACACUAAGCACGUUGACAACAUUACAAAUUUACAUUUGCUUCAUAAUUCGAAAUUAAUAAAACUAUACAGAAUUACAAACGCGAAAAGUGAAUAAUCCAAAUGUGCUCGUUUCUUUUUUUGUGUUCUUUAAAUUUGGUGGCGACGCUCAAUUCACUAAUAUCAAUCUUUAAAUGAUUUUGACUCAAGCUUGGACAAAAUGCAAAAACCGUAAACAACACCCUUUUAUGUUAUAUAAUUAGCGUUCGCUUUACUGUGUAAUUAUUAUCAAUAAUUUAUACAACUUCAGGAUGUAGCUAUACAUUCCAUUUGAAAAACGAGUGAAGAGUUUGUUUACGAGUUUGUGUUUUGUCUCUGGUGAUUUGCAUCUCACGGAACACUGAUGUAUUCUAUUUCACUCGUCCUUCGAUAGUUUUAUACGCCAUUUAAUUAUGUUAAAAUAAGUAUUUUUAAUAUAAUAUGUUUUCCAAUUAUUAAGUCACCUAUUCCAUGAGACAAUAUAUUGUGAUGUUUUGUACAGAAUAUGCAAUAUAUAUAUAUAUAUAUAUAUAUAUAUGCAUUAUAAACCUUCCUUUAUAUGUUAACGACUCGUAUAAUUUAUGUUAUGUGUAAUCAUGUGUUAUUUAUGAAUGAAAA
Dreissena polymorpha is the source of this 4692-nucleotide messenger RNA. RefSeq lists its product as uncharacterized. Bases 199 to 4008 code for a protein of 1269 amino acids. The record is from RefSeq and is a predicted model, not a curated record. The transcript is spliced from 6 exons. NCBI's taxonomy places the organism in Eukaryota, Metazoa, Mollusca, Bivalvia, Myida, Dreissenidae.